AUGCCGGUUACAAUGGUCGAUGAUACUCCUGCGGGAGAUAGAUCCCGCAACACGUACCUUACGGAGUGUGGGCAUGUAAUCUGUGCCAUGUGCUAUGAGAACAUCAAGAUUCUACCACGUCCAUGCGGUGGAUGUGGGAAAGAUAUUGAUCACCGCAAGGUGAUCCGAGUAUACUUCCACGAGGUCUGUGGUAGCAACUCUGAGGAGGUGGAGAGCCUAGAGAGGCGCAUCGAAGAGGAGAGAAGGGAGACUGAGCUUCUACGUCAGACCGAAGACAGGCUCCGCGAGCGACUCAAAGAGCUUACGGGUAUGGUGGAAGCGAGUGCUCAGAGGCUCGAAAACGCCAUCCAGAGCACUGUUGAAGCGUUGAGGUCAACGACAGGUGGCUCUAGUUCAUUGUAA
This is a messenger RNA of Rhizoctonia solani, 402 nucleotides long. RefSeq lists its product as uncharacterized. Bases 1 to 402 code for a protein of 133 amino acids. The transcript has 3 exons. Lineage: Eukaryota; Fungi; Basidiomycota; Agaricomycetes; Cantharellales; Ceratobasidiaceae. The record is from RefSeq and is a predicted model, not a curated record.